UUGGUAAAGAAAUAACACCAUAGAAUAGCACCGCUAGGGCACCAUUUGGACAUUUAAGACGCUGCUCUGCGCAUGCGCAACCCCUUUUCUGCUCCGGUAUCACAACAGAGCGACAAGAUGUUGAUGCCCAAGAAGAACCGCAUUGCCAUUUACGAGCUCCUCUUCAAGGAGGGAGUCAUGGUGGCCAAAAAGGAUGUUCAUCUUGCCAAGCAUCCAGAGCUGGCGGACAAAAACGUGCCUAACCUGCACGUAAUGAAGGCCAUGCAGUCCCUGAAGUCCUGUGGGUAUGUGAAGGAGCAGUUUGCCUGGCGGCACUUCUACUGGUACCUGACCAAUGAGGGCAUCCAGUAUCUGAGGGACUUCCUGCACCUGCCCCCAGAGAUUGUGCCCGCCACCCUCCGCAGGCAGACUCGUCCAGAGACUGCCCGUCCCAGACCCAAAGGUUUGGAGGGUGAGAGGCCUGCUCGUCUGGCACGCGGUGAAGCAGACAGAGACACCUACAGACGCUCUGCAGCACCCCCUGGUGCUGACAAGAAGGCUGAGGCCGGCGCUGGUGCAGCCACAGAAUUCCAAUUUAGAGGUGGAUUUGGCCGUGGAAGAGGACAGCAGCCUCAAUAAACCGCUAUGUUUAUGUAAAAUAAAAACUGUUGGACUUUGA
Messenger RNA from Sardina pilchardus (European sardine), 658 nucleotides. It is a transcript of the gene rps10, whose product is annotated as ribosomal protein S10. Gene Ontology annotation, molecular function: RNA binding; structural constituent of ribosome. Gene Ontology annotation, cellular component: cytosolic small ribosomal subunit. The transcript has 6 exons. The record is from RefSeq and is a predicted model, not a curated record. The coding region runs from base 73 to 618 and encodes 181 amino acids. NCBI's taxonomy places the organism in Eukaryota, Metazoa, Chordata, Actinopteri, Clupeiformes, Clupeidae.